AUGCAGCGUUUCUUCCUGCUUAACGCACUUGCCUCCAUGGUGGCUCUGGCAGUCGCAUACCCCAUGUCAGGAGAGAUUAUGGGACCUUCCGUAGCCAAGCGCGAGGAUGUGGCCCCCGAAGACGAGGCUGCUGGGGUCUAUUUCCCUAUUAGCUACGACGACGACGACAAGAAACGCGGCAAGUAUUAUUGA
Molecule: messenger RNA, 192 nt
Organism: Suillus bovinus
Lineage: Eukaryota; Fungi; Basidiomycota; Agaricomycetes; Boletales; Suillaceae
Exons: 3
Coding region: 1-192 (63 amino acids)
Source: RefSeq, a predicted model, not a curated record